UGGGUAGGAGCGAUCUUGGAGACACCCACUGAGACCAGGACACUCACCAGGACACUCUGCGGAGCCUCAGAACCCACAGUCUCUCCACAGCCAUGAAGGUGACGCUGUGCCUCGGGCUCAUCCUCGCCCUCUCAGUAGCCUCCUGUCUGUGCCGGCCAGCAGCAGAGGCACCAGGGGCCAUGGGGGACCCCCACCAGCACGCCCCCAGCCUGGUCCGGAGGGACUGGCCAGAGUACCUGUCCCAGGAGCAGCAGCACCUCUUGUCCCAGUUCCUGCCCCACGUCCUCACAGACCUGAACAAACACAAGGCCUUUGUGCACGAGGACGAGGGGAUGGAGGCUUUGCACGACCACUACUACCCUGACUGGAUGGACUUCGGCCGUCGCAGUGCUGAGGACGAGGCUGGUGCUGCAUAGCUGCUGGGCUGGACUGGCCACACAGAGCACUGAUGCACUCAGUGCAUGUCCUUUCCCACAAUAAAACUCUGGCACUAUG
Molecule: messenger RNA, 495 nt
Organism: Cinclus cinclus
Lineage: Eukaryota; Metazoa; Chordata; Aves; Passeriformes; Cinclidae
Product: gastrin/cholecystokinin-like peptide
Exons: 3
Coding region: 93-416 (107 amino acids)
Cellular component (GO): extracellular region
Molecular function (GO): hormone activity
Source: RefSeq, a predicted model, not a curated record